This is a messenger RNA of Chironomus riparius, 1098 nucleotides long. NCBI's taxonomy places the organism in Eukaryota, Metazoa, Arthropoda, Insecta, Diptera, Chironomidae. The record is from the annotation of a GenBank genome assembly.
AAAUUUAACAUAAAACAAAUUUAUAACUGAUUUAUGUCGAAUUAUGUUGUUUUGUUUUUAUCUGACUGAUUGUCAAAAAUAAAGAGCAUGACGCAUUCUAGUACGGAAGUUUUAGUAAACAAAAAUAAAUUUAUUAAAAUUAAAAAAUAUGAGUGAUCCAAGACGAAAAGUCAUGAAAGAAGCAGUAUGCCUGCUUGUAGCAGAGGCUGGGUUUUCAAGUGCAACUGAUGAAAGUCUGGAAACACUCACAGAAAUGCUGAUUGGAUUGAUGACAGAAAUGGCUACACAGACAAGAAACUAUGCUGAAUUAGCAGGAAGGACACAAUCAGUCGUUGGCGAUGUUGUUAUGGGAUUAAUAAGCAUGGGACUCAGUUAUAAAGAUUUAGAUAAAUACGCUUUUAGAGAGAAUAGACCCACAGCAAGAGGAUUAAACACAAAUCAACCGCAAAAACCACUUCAGAUCCUUCAAGCUGGAACUAAACCAUCAUAUCCAGUUCAUAUUCCAAAUCAUUUACCGCCUUUGCCUGAUCCACAUGCCUACAUUCGAACACCGACUUAUAAACAGCCUGAAACAGAAUAUGAAGCAAUUAGAGAGAAAUCUGCGAAUCAAAAAAGAGAUAUUGAGAAGGCACUGACCAAGUUUUUGGCUAAAACAGCUAAAGAAACUCACAAUCUAUUCGAUAAUGAGGAAGUCCAAAUGUUUCCAUUAAUAGCCAGCAAGCCAACAUCAGUUCCUGCUUACAUUACAGCACUAAACCCAUCAGAUCAAAUAUUUGAUUUCGAAGAACUGGAAUAUUAUUAUCAAGUAGCAAACAGAAAGCCAGACAAUGACGAAAUGGAAUCAGAAAUAGAAGAGAAAAGAGAAGAUGAAGAAUCACAGUCACCACCCAAAAAGCGUAAAAAUAAGAAAUCCAAUGAUUUUAAAAAAGAACCAGACUCAGUAGCUACAACAAGACCUCCAACACCUGUAGAAAUUAAGCCUCCACCUCCUCCACCCGAGCCACAAGAAAAAGUCAUCGAUAAUCCAUUCUUAAAAUUGAAAAAGCCAACAACCUAGAUGUUAUUACUAUAAAAAUUUUAUUCAUCCAUUGCUUACAG